GCCCUGUCCCCGCCGCCGCCGCCCCCCGGGGCAUGGCCUGUCUGAUGGCCGCUUUCUCGGUCGGCACCGCCAUGAACACCAGCAGUUACUCAGCAGCGAUGAUGGAGCCCAAGUCGGUGUGCGUCUCGGUGGACGAGGUGGUCUCCGGCACCACAGACGCCACAGAGACAGACCUGCUGAAUGGACACCUGAAAAAGGUGGAAAACGGCCUCACCGAGGCCCAGCGCUUUUCCUCCCUGCCUCGAAGGGCAGCCGUGAACAUCGAAUUCAAGGACCUUUCCUACUCUGUUCCCGAAGGACCCUGGUGGAGGAAGAAAGGAUACAAGACCCUUCUGAAAGGAAUUUCUGGGAAGUUCAACAGCGGAGAGCUGGUGGCCAUCAUGGGUCCUUCUGGGGCUGGGAAGUCCACGCUCAUGAACAUUUUGGCCGGAUACAGGGAGACCGGAAUGAAAGGGGCAGUCCUCAUCAACGGCCUGCCCCGGGACCUGCGCUGCUUCCGGAAGGUGUCCUGCUACAUCAUGCAGGAUGACAUGUUGCUGCCACACCUCACCGUGCACGAGGCCAUGAUGGUGUCUGCACAUCUGAAGCUCCAGGAGAAGGAUGAAGGCAGGCGGGAGAUGGUCAGGGAGAUCCUGAUGGCACUGGGCUUGCUGUCCUGUGCCAAUACGCGGACGGGAAGCCUGUCGGGCGGCCAGCGGAAGCGCCUGGCCAUCGCCCUGGAGCUGGUGAACAACCCUCCGGUCAUGUUCUUCGAUGAACCCACCAGUGGCCUGGACAGCGCCUCCUGCUUCCAGGUGGUCUCCCUGAUGAAAGGGCUGGCCCAAGGAGGCAGGUCCAUCAUCUGCACCAUCCACCAGCCCAGCGCCAAGCUCUUCGAGCUGUUCGACCAGCUCUAUGUCCUCAGUCAAGGACAAUGUGUGUACCGGGGAAAAGUCUCCAAUCUUGUGCCAUAUUUAAGGGACUUAGGUCUGAACUGCCCAACCUACCACAACCCAGCAGAUUUUGUUAUGGAGGUCGCGUCUGGUGAGUAUGGUGACCAGAACGGGCGCCUGGUGAAAGCGGUUCGGGAGGGCAUGUGCGACUCUGACUACAAGAGAGACCUGGGAGGUGAUGCCGAAGUGAACCCCUUUCUUUGGCACCGGCCCUCAGAAGAGGACUCGGCAUCCAUGGAAGGCUGUCACAGCUUCUCUGCCAGCUGCCUCACUCAGUUCUGCAUCCUCUUCAAAAGGACCUUUCUCAGCAUCAUGAGGGAUUCGGUCCUGACACACCUGCGGAUCACCUCGCACAUUGGGAUCGGUCUCCUCAUUGGCCUGCUCUACCUGGGGAUUGGGAACGAAGCCAAGAAGGUCUUGAGCAACUCCGGCUUCCUUUUCUUCUCCAUGCUGUUCCUCAUGUUCGCGGCCCUCAUGCCCACCGUCCUUACGUUUCCCCUGGAGAUGGGAGUAUUUCUUCGGGAACACCUGAAUUACUGGUACAGCCUGAAGGCCUACUACCUAGCCAAGACCAUGGCUGAUGUGCCCUUUCAGAUCAUGUUCCCGGUGGCCUACUGCAGCAUUGUGUACUGGAUGACAUCGCAGCCAUCCGACGCCGUGCGGUUUGUCCUGUUUGCCGCACUGGGCACCAUGACAUCUCUGGUGGCCCAGUCCCUGGGCCUGCUGAUCGGAGCCGCCUCCACAUCCCUGCAGGUGGCGACGUUCGUGGGCCCCGUGACCGCCAUCCCCGUCCUCCUCUUCUCAGGAUUCUUUGUCAGCUUUGACACAAUCCCGACGUACCUGCAGUGGAUGUCCUACAUCUCCUACGUCAGGUAGCGUGAGGGGAACCAGCAGAGCUUUUGUCGCUCAGGAACUUCAUGGUGACGGAGGGAAAGCACUGUUGCUAACUGCUCACAAAAGCCACCUCUAGGAUGUCGGCUAA
Molecule: messenger RNA, 1914 nt
Organism: Galeopterus variegatus (Sunda flying lemur)
Lineage: Eukaryota; Metazoa; Chordata; Mammalia; Dermoptera; Cynocephalidae
Gene: ABCG1
Product: ATP-binding cassette, sub-family G (WHITE), member 1
Exons: 14
Coding region: 33-1808 (591 amino acids)
Biological process (GO): cholesterol homeostasis
Cellular component (GO): plasma membrane
Molecular function (GO): ABC-type sterol transporter activity; ATP binding; ATP hydrolysis activity
Source: RefSeq, a predicted model, not a curated record